This is a messenger RNA of Anas platyrhynchos (mallard), 1929 nucleotides long. It is a transcript of the gene OC90, whose product is annotated as otoconin 90. The record is from RefSeq and is a predicted model, not a curated record. Gene Ontology annotation, biological process: arachidonate secretion; lipid catabolic process; phospholipid metabolic process. NCBI's taxonomy places the organism in Eukaryota, Metazoa, Chordata, Aves, Anseriformes, Anatidae. Gene Ontology annotation, molecular function: calcium ion binding; phospholipid binding.
AUGAUUGCAAUUCUUCUGGUGUCUAUGUCAAUGGUGUUGCACAGUGUAGGUGGCCAAGAAUUGGAGCCACCGAUAUUUCUGCCAGAGCUUCUUAACACACCUGAAAGAAUCUUGAAUAAUGCCACAUUACUGAAUGGAGUCUUUCAAAAUGUGGAAAGCGUUGCAUUAUUUUUUGACUGCCUGGGUUCUCACUUCACCUGGCUACAGUCCAUCUUCACUAACUUCCCUGCCCUGCUCAACUUCGUGAACAAAAUGAAGUGUGUUAGUGGCUUUUGUCCCAGGGACUUUGAAGACUACGGCUGCUCUUGCCGGUUUGAGAUGGAAGGGCUCCCCGUGGAUGAAGCUGAUGAAUGCUGUUUCCAGCACCGCAAAUGCUACGAGGAAGCAAUGGAGAUGGAGUGCACGUGGGACCCAUCAAAAAUUUCUACAGAUGUCAGCUGCUCUACUGAAAACCUGACCUGUGAAACUGGGGAUCCCUGUGAACAGUUCCUCUGCACAUGCGACAAAGAUGCCAUUGAGUGUUUUGCGAGCACCCAUAUUAACUCUUCCUUGAAUGGGCUGGAUGUCUCCCUCUGUCCAUCUCUGGUUACAGAAACAACUAGCAAGAGAGAGCUGACAACACUUCACAUGGAGGAGCUCCCUCAUCACAGGACUGACAAAACACUGGCUGCAACAGCAUCCGUAGAAGAAGUGGUUUCUUUUGAGCCCAAGGAGAUGGUCCUGGGGACUUUCAAUGUGGAAGGAAAGGACAGAUUUUCAGAAGCUGUAGUCCCUGUGGGAGUGAGAACCACCUCCCCAGCCUCCUCCCCAGCAGAUGUUAACUCGGUGGAAGUCAAAAUUGUCCCUACUGAGAAUAUUCCUGCAGGCACAUCUACACGGAUGAAAGGAAAAGAGACAAGCCCUGCAAGAGGUGUCCAGGGCACAGCUCCCACUGGGGUAGCUCUGGACCUGGCACCAUCUGACAGGGGACCCAAUGGACCCGAAGGAAAAGUAUGCGAACGAUUAACCUUUCUGCAAGACAGAGGAAAUGGAAGAGUGAAGAGGGAGCUGCCGCAGCUAGGAGAAAUGCUGUUCUGUUUAACUGAGCGGUGCCCAGAGGAAUUUGAGUCUUAUGGUUGCUACUGUGGACAAGAUGGCAGAGGUUAUCCUACUGAUGCCCUGGACAGGUGCUGCUUCUCUCAUCACUGUUGUAUGGAACAAGUUAAGAAACUUGGAUGCCAUGCAGAAAGAACCUCAAGAUCUGAAGUUGUAUGUUUUGAUCACACGCCAAAAUGUAUUGGUUGGAGCCUGUGUGAGAAACUCCUAUGUGCUUGUGACAAGACGGCAGCCGAGUGCAUGGCUUCUGCCUUCUUCAAUGAAAGCCUUAAGUUUCCACAAGGGCAAGUGUGCCAAGAGGAGAAAAUCUCAUGCCGAAGUGGCCCUUACGAAAGGCCUCCAAUCGGCACAGAAAUGGGUGCUGGGAUUUUCAGCUCUGAGGAGAGCAGCGAGGAGGAAGGUCCCCUGUGGAGCACGUUCAGGAGAGCAAAGAGAGACACGGGGCAUCCUUUUGGAGAGCCCAGGACUGGGCAACACGAAGGCAGAUAACCAAGCACAGCCACUUGCUUGAGAAAUGGCACAGGGAAUUUCACAGCCAGCCCUUACUCUUAUCACUCUGCAUGCAGUUUUACAUUUUCCAGCAUGCUAAUGGCAUAAUCAUAGGCUAGGUUUUUAAAGCUAAGAUGUAUUCUCCUUUCCAUAGUGAAGUCAUCACUAUGAUCCAUCUAUGUAGAGCAGCUGUUACCUUAAAUAACUGUUUGAUGGCAUUCUGCAUCACUUUAUUUGAUUUCCGAUCAAAGCUCUGAUUUUUGUUAACUGUGUAGUUGGUUCAGACUGGAUCUUACUGAUGGUGGCUAAAUAUUUCAAAUUUUUAAUUAAAUCAAUUUGCAACUA